This is a messenger RNA of Pundamilia nyererei, 4367 nucleotides long. RefSeq names its product oxoglutarate dehydrogenase L (gene ogdhl). The transcript has 23 exons. Gene Ontology annotation, molecular function: thiamine pyrophosphate binding; oxoglutarate dehydrogenase (succinyl-transferring) activity. Gene Ontology annotation, cellular component: oxoglutarate dehydrogenase complex; mitochondrion. Lineage: Eukaryota; Metazoa; Chordata; Actinopteri; Cichliformes; Cichlidae. Gene Ontology annotation, biological process: tricarboxylic acid cycle. The record is from RefSeq and is a predicted model, not a curated record. The coding region runs from base 126 to 3131 and encodes 1001 amino acids.
CCUGACACCGAGGGGGCGUGCCGAGCAGCUGCUCUUGUCCUCGGAUCUGUGUCACCUUCAUUGAUACCUGUCCCACUUGCACCUCUCGGCGAUGACAGUAAAGCCAAAGAACAGUGCAGUCUAAGAUGAGUCAGUUUCGGGUAUUAGCUGGUGUGCUGAAAGGUGGAGGGAGCCCCUUCCUUCGAUGCCGUGCAGGAGGGCUGACCUGGCGCUGCUGGGCUCAUCCAAAGAGAGGCUGCUCCUCUAGGACUGAUCCUCUUCCAGCAGUGGUCAGCAACUCCAGCUAUGUGGAGGAGAUGUAUUUGGCAUGGCUGGAUGACCAUAAAAACGUCCACGAGUCUUGGGACAGUUUCUUCCGUAACAUCCAGGCCUCCGGUCCAUCUGGCGAGGCGGAUGAGAGACGGCCCUCUGCUCUGCUGCAGGGCCGAGUGUUGUCCCACUCACUAGACGUGGCAGAGAAAGUGGUGGAGGACCACCUGGCUGUGCACACCCUCAUUAGAGCUUACCAGAUCCGUGGUCACCAUGUUGCUCAGUUAGACCCUUUAGGAAUCCUGGAUGCUGACCUCGACUCUUUCGUUCCGUCCGACCUGAUCACCACUAUUGAUAAAUUAGGUUUAUAUGGUCUUGAUGAGUCUGACUUGGAUAGAAGCUUCCAGCUGCCCCACACCACCUUCAUCGGUGGACAAGAGACUACCCUUCCACUUAGAGAAAUCAUACGCAGACUAGAGGCAUCCUACUGCGGUCACAUAGGGGUUGAAUUUAUGUUCAUUAAUAAUGUGAACCAGUGUCAGUGGAUUCGUCAGAAGUUCGAGACUCUGGGAAUCAUGCAGUUCACUAGUGCUGAGAAGAGAACCCUGCUAGCGCGCCUGAUCAGAUCCACACGGUUUGAGGACUUCCUGGCGAGAAAGUGGUCAUCGGAGAAACGUUUUGGUUUGGAAGGCUGCGAAGUUCUCAUUCCUGCUCUUAAAACCAUCAUUGACAAGUCAAGCGCAGCAGGGAUCGACAGCGUAAUCAUGGGGAUGCCACAUCGGGGUCGACUGAACGUCUUGGCUAAUGUGAUCCGUAAGGACCUGGAUCAGAUCUUUUGUCAGUUUGACCCCAAAUUAGAGGCUGCUGAUGAGGGUUCGGGUGAUGUCAAAUACCACCUGGGGAUGUACCACGAGAGGAUUAACCGUGAGACUGACAAGAACAUCACGCUGUCACUCGUGGCAAACCCCUCGCACCUCGAGGCAGUGGAUCCAGUGGUUCAGGGAAAGACCAAAGCAGAGCAGUUCUACAGAGGAGACACUCAAGGAAAGAAGGUGAUGUCUAUUUUGAUGCACGGCGAUGCUGCUUUUGCGGGACAAGGAGUUGUUUAUGAGACGUUCCAUUUGAGUGAACUCCCCUCUUAUACCACAAAUGGUACAAUCCAUGUGGUGGUCAACAACCAGAUUGGCUUCACUACAGAUCCUCGAGUGGCCCGCUCAUCUCCUUACCCCACUGACGUGGCUCGGGUUGUCAAUGCGCCCAUCUUUCAUGUGAAUGCGGACGAUCCCGAGGCUGUCAUGUAUGUGUGCCGCGUAGCUGCAGAGUGGAGGGCCACAUUCAACAAGGAUGUCGUCAUUGACCUGGUUUGUUACAGACGUUUUGGCCAUAAUGAAAUGGAUGAGCCCAUGUUCACCCAGCCGCUGAUGUACAAACAGAUCCAUCGGCAGGAGCAUGUGCUGAAAAAGUACUCUGAAAAACUCAUUGCUGAGGGAGUGGUGACACUGCAGGAAUUUGAGGAAGAAGUUGCAAAAUAUGACAAAAUAUGUGAGGAGGCAUACACCAGCUCUAAAGAUGAAAAGAUCUUACACAUUCGGCACUGGCUCGACUCCCCUUGGCCAGAUUUUUUCACAGCGCAGGGAGAGCCCAAGAGCAUGAGCUGCCUCCCUACAGGACUGGACGAGGAGGUUCUGCAGCACAUUGGGCAGAUAGCCAGCUCAGUGCCUCUGGAAGGUUUUAACAUCCACCCUGGUGUGUCCCGUAUCCUGCGUGGUCGAGCUGACCUAGUGAAGAGUCGUCAGAUGGACUGGGCUCUAGGAGAGUACAUAGCCUUUGGCUCCCUCCUGAAAGAUGGCAUACAUGUACGACUGAGCGGGCAAGAUGUUGAACGAGGAACCUUUAGUCACCGUCAUCAUGUUCUACAUGACCAAGAGGUUGACAAACGUAUCUGUGUUCCCAUGAACCACCUGUGGGAGAACCAGGCAUCUUACACUGUCUGCAACAGCUCCUUAUCAGAGUAUGGAGUUGUAGGUUUUGAGCUUGGCUUUGCCAUGGCUAACCCAAAUGCUUUGAUCCUCUGGGAGGCCCAGUUUGGAGACUUUCACAAUACAGCCCAGUGUAUCAUUGACCAGUUUAUUAGCUCAGGACAGGCCAAGUGGGUUCGCAAUAAUGGCAUUGUCCUACUGCUGCCACAUGGAAUGGAAGGAAUGGGUCCAGAGCAUUCAUCAGCUCGGCCUGAACGCUUCCUGCAAAUGACCAAAGAUGAUCCAGAUCACAUCCCUGUAUGUUCACAUGCAGUAGGAGUGCGGAGGCUGUAUCAGAUAAAUCUGUUGUUUGUCAGUGACGGAAACUUUUUCCCUUUUCUUGUCCCCUUCAAACAGCUGAUCAUUUUCACUCCUAAAUCUCUGCUCAGGCAUCCGGACGCAAGGUCAGGUUUUGAUGACCUUGCCAAAGGCACUAAAUUUAAGAGACUGAUUCCUGAUGAGGGCCCUGCAAGUCAAAGCCCAGGCCAAGUAAAGAGGGUUAUCUUCUGCGCAGGCAAAGUCUACUAUGAACUAGCUAAGGAGAGGAAGCAGCAGAAUUUGGACAGAGAUGUUGCCAUAAUCAGGCUUGAACAGAUCUCUCCUUUCCCGUUUGACCUGGUCAGUGAAGAGGUGGAGAAAUACGCCAACGCUGAGCUCAUCUGGUGUCAGGAGGAGCACAAGAACAUGGGUUACUAUGAUUAUGUCCGACCCUGCUUCCUCACAGUGGUUGCCAACAAGAAACCCAUUUGGUAUGUGGGACGAGAUCCUGCGGCUGCACCGGCGACAGGAAACAAAUCUACUCACCUCAAUGAGCUGAGGAAGUUUAUGGACACUGCUUUCAACAUGAGCUCCUUCCAAGACUGAAACUUGUAAAGGAGAAGGUCAUUUCAUUGUUUUGAUGUGGCUUAGUCUUAGGUUGAGGGUCAUUAAAAACCUAUCUCUACACAAUUGUUUAAGAAUAAAAAGUUCCUUAUGAACAUUAAGCAUAAGCACUAAGCCACAGAAUGGUCAAUCCUGCAUCUUCUGUUGUGUGGUAGAGUGUAGUACACCAGUAUUGUUCACACAGCCACGCAGAACUGUGACAAUCAUUAUUGGAGUGGUUUUACUACUUCAAAUAUUCUUUUGCUGUUAUGCUGAAUACUGCUAAAUAACUAUUUUGAUAUUUAUUUUGAUUGUAGCUAUGAAACACACCCAAAACCCCCCAGAGGUACACUUUAACAAUAACUAUGAAUCGCAUGUCACAGGUAUGAAAACUGUGCUGAAACUUAACACAUCAGUAGAUUUUAUAGCCUGUUAUUGUUUGGCUACCUUAGCUGUUUGUGAAGGAGUGUGUAUUUAUUGUCACACAUCACUUCACCAGGAGACAUGAGCCAGCUGGCACAGAGACUUGCAGCCAUGUUUUCUACUUAGGACAUAAGGCUCAGCUUUUUCUUCUGAAGCGCUGGGACACGCACACACAUAAACAAAGAACAGCCUUGGAUGCUCAGAGAGCAAUAUUGAUGCAUGGUUGUCACAUUAAAAUCCCCAGAUAUCAAACACAAAUGAUAUUAGAAAAGCUCCUUAAAAUUAUACUUCUUGUCUAGCUGCGCUGUAGUUUACCUUUCCAACGUAGAGCUGGGAGAUUUAACCAGUAAUGCGGAAACAUAGUUUUGCAUAUUUAGUGAUUUAAAAGAGGUUUAUACAUGACUGUUUAGUAAAUAGGGAAAGAGCCACAUAUUCAUGUGGGAGCUGAAAUAUGUGCUCAACAUGAUAUAACUGCACCUACAGGGAAUAAUUUGAAUAUGCAAUAAAUAUGUUUUAAUAAAUGAAUGACCUGGCAUACAUACAACAGUUUGAACUGAUGAGUAAAGUUACAGGUCAUCUGAUAAUCUAUGAUGGGUUGAAAUAGGAUUUUGCUCACUGACACAAAUGAUUUAAUGAUCCUAGAGCUAUUUUGUAAUUGUUUUCAGAUUUUGUGUGUCCUUAAUUUUCUAUUAUUUCCAUAAAUGUGUCUUUAAAAAUAUGUGGGCUGUCCUGUCAUGUGAACCAAAUAUAGAUGAACGCAAUAUCAAGCAGUGGCAUGGAGGUUUUAAUUAAAAUGUAGGCUUUAUAUCACUGAAA